GUUUAUGAAGAAGGUAGCAGCAGAUCGGUUUUAAGUAGCUAAAUAUAUAAGGAGACCUUCUGUUUCAUGUUAAGUUAUUUGAACAAAAAAUGAAAUUGUAUUUAAUUGGUUUCUUCGUGUUCAACCUUAUGUUGAAGAUCCAUGGAGAUCAUUUUCGUGGAGGAACAAUAUCCUGGAUACCUACAGGAGUUGGCAAUGAGGUGCGGUUCAGUGCAAAGCUGGGCUGGGCUGCAGGCCGGUUUUGUGAUUCCAGUCUCAAAGCAACAACAACCUCCGAAGCCUCAUGGGUAUGCACUUCCGGUUGCUCAUCAAAAAAUAUCGUCAACGGCAAGCAAUCCGGAUACGUUUGCACCGGAUACAGCAGCACUCAAAACUGGGAGAGGACAGAAGGCGAAUUUAGCUACUCAUUUCCUGGAGUCGGGCCUUUUGUAGUAGAGUUUAGUUCUGGGGAUUGGAUCUCACAAGUAGCAUAUAUGGGAUUAUGGACUUUGCAGACCACUGUAAAUCUAGGGCAGCGUUCCGACACAGGAGCCGCGAACAUCAGUCCCGUUGUGAUAUCUAAACCAGUGUACUACGUAAAGUUCGGUUGCGUUGGCGAGAUAAAACUGCCGACCUCGGAUGCCGAUGGCGAUAGUGUCAGCUGUAGAUUGUCUGCUGGAAACGAGUGCGCAAGUAUUUGCGGACAGAUUCCAGCGAGUGCGAUUGACCAGGCCACGUGUACAUUGAAGAUCAACGCCAAUGUACUGGGCCAGUAUUACGGUGUUGCACUAACCAUCGAGGACAGGCCGGUCAAGAACAUAACCAUCGGCGGUAUACCGUACACGCCGAAUAACGUUAUAUCAUCUAUUCCUAUGCAGUUUGUAGUUAUUACGACAUCAUUGCCGCACAGAUUAUGUACAGACAAGCCGGUGUUCGUGGACCCAACACCACCAGUGACGGACGUACAAGUGGUUCUCCUAGGCGAUACCAUGGUCCUCAGUUUCUAUGCAACAUCUCGUGAAACGAGCAUCACGUCAUUUACGCUUAUCGAUCCUCCGAAAAACGUUGUCAAGUCGUCUUUGAUGAACGACCCACGACAAGACAUCUAUUACACGACCGUAUCGUGGAGACCACAGUGGGCAGAUAUCGGCACACAUACUAUAUGCAUUGAAGCAACAGACUUGUUUCUAAUUAGCAGCCAGCAUUGUUUAACAGUAGCAGUAGUGGCGAUUGACCCAUGUCGAAGCGCACCAUGUCAACACAAGGGCACUUGCAUCAGGCAGGGUUCAACUGACGUCUUUACUUGCACGUGUGCACCAGGUUAUACGGGGAAUCUUUGCCAAACGAACAUAGAUGAGUGUGCCAGUGGACCAUGCCUGAACAACGGCACGUGCAUCGACCUCGUUAAUGGGUUUAUAUGCGACUGUGACGUUGGGUACACGGGAGUCACGUGUCCGAUUGAUAUCGACGAAUGCGCGUUGCGCCCUUGUGAGCACGCUGGCACGUGCACAGACCACGUGGGCUGGUCGGAAUGCCUUUGUCACCCUGGGUAUCUUGGUGGCGUCUGCCAAAUAGAUGUCAACGAAUGUGCAAGUGACCCUUGUCAAAACAAUGCGACAUGCUUUGAUCUGGUUAACGAAUUUUUCUGCGGUUGUCAUCUUGGAUACACCGGUGAUAUGUGUGAAAUAGAUAUAAAUGAAUGCUCGCCGCGUCCAUGUCAGAACGGUGGGACAUGCUUAGAUCACGUGGGAUGGGCGGAAUGCGUUUGCAAUCCGGGGUAUUCUAGAGAGGUCUGUCAACUAGACCAACAUCCUUGCUCCUCGGCGCCUUGUUUGAACGAUGGAGCAUGUAGUUUCGAUGCUACCAUAGGCUACACGUGUCACUGUACACAAGGCUGGAUGGGACGGAAUUGCGCGUAUAGAUUUGAAAAUGAUACAUUCUAUGUUGGGAACCAAUCGGAUAUUAUGUCGCCGUACAUGCAUUACUCUGAUUGCGAUUGCAUAGUGGGCGACAGACGACAGGAGAGGUGUUACAAGUACACACGCGGAAAACACGCAGGAUAUGGUUUCCUGUCCGUCCUUCUUGGCAUCCUAACAUCCUUUGCACUCUAUUUGCUUUUCAAGUACUGUUUGAGCAAGCCUUUGUACUGGCGUUCCCUAACAGGAAAGGACAUACGGACCACCACACCAGAGUAUCCCGUACCUGAAAACAAGGUUACCCCAACUGAGGACCCUGUCCCUGAAUCUAAAGUUGAGCCCGACCGUCUUGAAGCACCCACCAUACGGAAACACCACUGCUGGGCGUGUGAGGUGAAAUACAGCCAGGCGCCAGUGCCAAUGUACUACCGAAGAGAGAAGAGGAAUUAUACAACUGAUUGCAAGAAGGAGAUGCCCUGAAAUAUCACAACAAUGUGUUAGGUGUAAAAAUGAUAAAUAUGUAUUUAACCUUAAAAAAAUAACGGCCACCAAAACUAAAAAUUUUAACAAAACAUUUUGCAAACUCACUAUUAUCCACAAAUCUUUUAGAUAAUGACAAAGUAAUCAAUAAAGUGAUAUAAUGUGAUGUAUUAUGUAGUCACCUUUUAUUUAAAUUGAAGCAUAUACGUGAGUUAAAAAAAAUAAAGUAAGUGUUUCUACAACAGUCAUCAUU
This is a messenger RNA of Dreissena polymorpha, 2628 nucleotides long. RefSeq lists its product as uncharacterized. Gene Ontology annotation, molecular function: calcium ion binding. NCBI's taxonomy places the organism in Eukaryota, Metazoa, Mollusca, Bivalvia, Myida, Dreissenidae. The coding region runs from base 90 to 2375 and encodes 761 amino acids. The transcript has 16 exons. The record is from RefSeq and is a predicted model, not a curated record.